Messenger RNA from Serpula lacrymans var. lacrymans S7.9, 2296 nucleotides. RefSeq lists its product as uncharacterized. Gene Ontology annotation, cellular component: anaphase-promoting complex. The transcript is spliced from 18 exons. Gene Ontology annotation, molecular function: ubiquitin protein ligase binding. The record is from RefSeq and is a predicted model, not a curated record. The coding region runs from base 20 to 2248 and encodes 742 amino acids. NCBI's taxonomy places the organism in Eukaryota, Fungi, Basidiomycota, Agaricomycetes, Boletales, Serpulaceae. Gene Ontology annotation, biological process: ubiquitin-dependent protein catabolic process.
GGACCCUUGUUGUCCAGCGAUGGCUACGAAUGCUCUCCGCGCUCAGGUAGCUGCAAAAUGGCAGGAAUCAUUUGGAAGAUUGAACCACGGAGAACCUGGUAUAUCUGGUCUUAUAGCCCUCAGCGAGGCAUGGAAUCUUGCUACAGACGUUCUGCGCCCAUAUAAUAUCAACAGCAUGUCUCCUCCUCCCGUUUACAGCAUGGAUAAGGUCAGGGCUGCGUUUGAAUUAAUUAAUACUUGUAGGAGGCUGCCCGUGCUUUUAGAGGCUUUCGUUGAUGACCUGCACAAGCAUCAAUCUUGGAUAACAGAUGAUGUGAAAGAACACAUGGCACAGUAUGAGGAAACAUCCGAUCCAGAUAUCAUACAGAAACUAGUAUACCGCCUCGCUGAAUGGUAUAAGGCGUGGGCACCCAUGCCAGAACUAGGUCACAUCGUCACGUCCACUUACAUCCUCACUUUUCAGACUCACAUCUUUUCCAUCCUCCCACCUUCUUUUGCCAAGGGAAUCAAAUCUCUCGUUGCUGCCACUCUGGAGCACACCUCUUCCGAGCCUUCAUCUCAUCUCCACCCUUCUAUUUGGCCUGCGUUUGAGACUCUCGGUCUCAUUGAACGAUAUGAAAACCUUAUUGCGAGUGUUGGCUAUGAGCACAUCGAAUCGUACGUACUCGACACAUGCACGGAGAAAUGGGACGAGCCCAUGUUAGGCGAUCUUCGAGACUGGAUGGCGGACAGAAUAGUACCCUGGAUGAUUAUGCCUUAUGCUCGAGGUGCCACCUCUGCCGACGAAGCUCGAUCCAUGAUGCAAGGCGUGGGCUCAAGAUUCGAUUUCCAUAUGCAUAAGACGCUAUGUGAUUUACGCACAAAGGAAAUUUUUGAUAUCAUAGUUGACCACCCUGAUUCUGCUGGAGCAUUGCAAGAUCUCAAGGAAUGUCUUCAAAGGGUGGAUCAGCGUGCUGAGCUAGUUCAGUCCCUUCGAUCCGCAAACCAAAGACGUUUGCUGCAUCCAGGAGCUGACACAAAAGAUAUCCUUGCGCAAUAUGUCUCCACGAUAAGAUGCUUAAGAGUCAUAGACCCACCUGGUGUUUUGUUAUUUAAAGUCGCGGAUCCGAUCAGGAAAUAUCUGCGCGAUCGACCAGAUACAAUAAGAUGUAUCGUGGCAAGCCUAGUUGGAGAUGAAGAGAGUGGAGACUCACUUGUCGAUGAUAACGAGCCUAUCCAGCCGCUGCAGCAGCCGGAAGUAGAGGAUUAUACCGACCCAGAGUGGAACCCAGAGCCUGUCGAUGCUGGACCAGAAUUUCGUGCUAACAAAACGAGCGAUAUUAUCAGUACUCUUGUCAGCAUCUACGAUUCCAAGGAUCUAUUCAUCAAGGAACUGCAGGUAUUACUUGCUCAACGUUUGCUUAUCAUUAAAGACGGGAAUUACGACAAGGAGCGUCGUAAUAUUGAAAUCUUGAAAAUUCGUUUCGGUGAAGCAGCGCUACAAGUAUGUGAGGUCAUGUUGAGGGAUAUGACGGACUCUCGGAGAAUAGACCAACACGUUCAAUCGCAGAAGACUAGCUGUGUGCACCCCACAAUAAUCUCUCAGCACUUCUGGCCCACCCUUGAAUCGAGUGAUAUUUCCAUGCCUGGUCAACUCAAAGAACUACAAGAGAAUUAUGCUAAGGAGUUCUCGACGUUCAAACCUGACAAAAGGCUCCGGUGGCUAUCUCAUCUCGGUCGAGUUCAUCUGGAACUUGAGUUGGAAGACCGAAAGGUAGAAGCCGACGUAACGCCUCUAGAGGCUGCCUUCAUCGAGCUAUUUUCAGAAAAAGAUGUCUGGACCUUGGACGAGCUCAUUUCUCGUGUUGGGCCAAUAAACCGAAAUAUGGCAUCAAAAGCACUUGCAACGUGGGUUGACAUGGGUGUUUUAAAAGAGGACGAAGAGAAUAUCUUUAGGCUCUUAGAGAUAGCUGAAGAGCCUACCUCUGGUUCACAAGCCCCUAUAAUAAGAACAGCUCCACCAGUUGAGGAGCUUCCUCCUGUGAUGAGUGUACAACAACAGCAAGCAGAACAAAUGAAAGUGUAUUGGAAGUUCAUUGAAGGGAUGCUUACAAACCUCGGUUCACUCAGUUUGGAUCGAAUACAAACCAUGCUCAAAUUUGCGCCUGGUUAUGAUCGAACAAUUGAUCAGCUGGGGAGCUUUAUGGAGGGUGCUAAAAGAGAGGGUUUAGUAACGUUCAAAGAUGGAAUGUGGAAGCUCGGUCGAUGAAAAAAUAUAACUGUAUUCUAGGGCAAUUGAUUCAGAACAUUCUGAGAU